Molecule: messenger RNA, 663 nt
Organism: Hydractinia symbiolongicarpus
Lineage: Eukaryota; Metazoa; Cnidaria; Hydrozoa; Anthoathecata; Hydractiniidae
Exons: 3
Coding region: 1-663 (220 amino acids)
Biological process (GO): DNA integration; DNA recombination
Molecular function (GO): DNA binding
Source: RefSeq, a predicted model, not a curated record
AUGGCUAUUGGAUAUAAACUUUGGGUCGCUUAUUAUUUUAAGGAAGACUUUGUCACAUCUUACGUUGAAAAACAAACUUCUGGAAAUGCGAAUAAAGAGCUUAAAGUACUAGCUGAUCAAAUUCCAAGUGUUUUGGACAAAUGUCGAGAACCAACAACUCUAAAGAAGUAUACUUGUUUAUUUUACCUUUGGAAAGAUCGGGCCAAGAGGUACUCAAUAAAAUGUUUCCCAGCCGACGAAUUCCAGGUGGCAUUAUUUCUGUUGAACUUAAUUCAAGGUGAUGCGUCUAUUAGUAUUAUCGAAAGCUGUUUCUAUGCCAUCAAAUUUCACCACAACAUCAUUUCAGGUCAUGAUCCUUGCGAAGCUCCUAUCGUUAAAAACAUGCUUGAGGGGGCAAAGAAAAUGAAGAUAGAGCAAGUGAAGCCGGUCUACUGCUUUAGUGGCUUCUUAAGAUUUAACGAAAUUGGGAACUUAAGUCGAUCUGAAAUCAUUUUCUUUGACACGUACAUGACACUUUUCAUUAGCAAAAGCAAAACCGACGUUUAUAGAAAAGGUUCAACGGUGUUUUUUGCAGAAAAUAAAUCCGACUUGUGUCCCGUUAAGAAUCUUAAGCAGUAUUUAGUAAAGGCAGAAAUUGCUGAAAAUUUAUUUUUCCAGCAAUAA